AUGAACCAAGCUUCCAAUGAGAAAGUCCUGAAUGAUUUGACGGAAACCUUGCGCAUUUACGCGAGAGAGAACCGAGACCUUGCCAGACUCAUCUACCGUUUCUUCGAAGAGAUAGAUGCCAUCUGGAAGGUACUCGGAAAGGACAGAACAUGCAACACCGUAAUUCGUGAGCACCAAAUUGAAGAAGGAAUUUUCGAGGAAGAAGAGGAACACGAAGAAGAAGAGGAAGAAGAAGAGAAACACGAAGAAAAGGAAGUUUGGGCAACCCUUGUUGCCGAUGACAGUUAUGAAAUUUCCCAACCCUACCCAUACAAAAUCCGCAACAAGGAGACCGGCAAGGUUCUUACCCCAGUCCUCAACAACUUGGGACACUUGACCCUUACCCUUCGAAAUUACGGUACAAUUUCCAUGGGAAGGCUUGUCGGUAUGCAAUGGGUUCCAAAUCCAAACAAGAAGACGAAGGUCAGACACAUUGACGGUGACAAGCUCAACAACCGUAAGGAGAACCUCGAGUGGUUCUAA
This is a messenger RNA of Trichomonas vaginalis G3, 522 nucleotides long. RefSeq names its product MazG nucleotide pyrophosphohydrolase domain-containing protein. The coding region runs from base 1 to 522 and encodes 173 amino acids. The transcript has a single exon. NCBI's taxonomy places the organism in Eukaryota, Parabasalia, Trichomonadida, Trichomonadidae. The record is from RefSeq and is a predicted model, not a curated record.